Molecule: messenger RNA, 6610 nt
Organism: Petromyzon marinus (sea lamprey)
Lineage: Eukaryota; Metazoa; Chordata; Hyperoartia; Petromyzontiformes; Petromyzontidae
Source: RefSeq, a predicted model, not a curated record
ACGCUGCUGCUACCAACAGCACUUGCCCUUACAGCCUGCUGGAGGCUACCUGGGGGAGCUUUGUCUCUGUGUGGGCGUUGCUUCCCAUGGUCCACAUGUCUCGUGACCCCCCCCCGCCGCCAAGGCGAUUUAAUUCGCUGCAGCUUAACGGGUAACAUUAAGACAAAAAAUGUAAUUUUUGUUUUAAACACUGAAGGGUUUUUAUUUAUUCUUUUUAAAAACGCCGCAUAAUUAAUGUGCGAAUUAUAUUAUUUAUCUAAUUGUGUUUUUUUUUACGAACCAAUAAUUUUUUCUCGAGUCAAAUCUGCUCCCCGCUUAACUUAAUCCGCUAAUGAUUUAAAAAGCGUUCACCCUUUAAACAAAACUAAAUAAACUAUGGGGGGUGGGGGGGACUUUUUUGCGUGUGUGCGCGUGUGUUUUUCCAUUCCCUUAUUUACGUACAAUUAUAUUUAUUUUUAAAUACAGAGUUUGAAGUUUAUCCCGAUUGGUGAAUAGUGAGCGCUGAGGCCUGUUGCCUCACCUAGGCCGCAGGCUUCACGAUGGCUUCACUCGUCAAGUCUCCUCCACCCCCUCCUCCUCCUCCGCUCAUCAAACAAGAGGCUGCUGAUGAUGAUGAGGAGGAGGAGAGCCCGGAGCCUGGGAUGAGUCCUGACCUGGCGGUGAAGCGUGAAGACGCCGCCGCUGACGGUGACGAUGACACGGCCGCAGGAGCGGUUGUGAAGCAAGAGGAGGGUGAGGGCCGUCUGGGCCGCGAGAUCGUGAGGACGCUGGUGAAGAGCGAAGUGGUGGAGGAGGAGGAUGUUCCAGAUCUGAAGAUCGUUAAAGUGGAAGGAGCCUGUGAGAGGCCGGAGGAGAUGGAGGAUUCCCAUGGGUGUCUGGGCACUCAGGACCAGAACUUCAUCGAGGUGGAGUUGUCGGGGGAUGACGUUGGUGAAGACGAGGGUAGGGAGAUGGAGCCGUUGUGCGAGGCGUGCCGGAGGGACCUUGGCAGGUGGUUCGUGUCGGGUCAAGCAAAACCCACGGGACGGUCCCCACGAUGCUGCCUGCGGUGCGGGAAGACGCUUACAGGCGUAACGUCACGCAACAACAACAACGACGUUCCGCGGAUGAGGACAUUGGCACCGAAGGAGCCGUGCGUCGUUCGAUCGGAAACGGCGAAGGCUUCCAGGCCCGCGCGCAGGCCGGUGGUGCGCGGCGAACGGCAGAGGCGGCACGUGUGCGGCGAGUGCGGCAAGGGCUUCCCGUACCGCUGCCUGCUGAGGACGCACUCGGGGAUCCACACGGGCGAGUGGCCGUACGCGUGCGGCGAGUGCGGCAAGGGCUUCCCGCAGCGCUCCCACCUGGAGACGCACGCGCGCAUCCACACCGGCGAAAGGCCGCACGCCUGCGCCGAAUGCGGCAAGGGCUUCAGGCAGCGCUCGGACCUGAAUAUUCACCUGGUGACGCACACGGGCGAGCGGCCGCACGCCUGCGGCGUCUGCGGCAAGGCCUUCUCGCUUCGCUACAACCUGGAGAGGCACGCGCGGAUCCACACGGGCGAGAGGCCGCACGUCUGCACGCAGUGCGGCAAGGGGUUCUCUCAGAGCGACACCCUCAAGAGGCACGCGAGGAUCCACACGGGCGAGAAGCCGCACGUCUGCACGCGGUGCGGCAAGGGGUUCUCUCAGAGCGACACCCUCAAGAGGCACGCGAGGACGCACGCCGGCGAGCAGAAGCCUAAUGUAAACACGCGAGAGGUGGGCCACGAGAAGGCAACCAUCUGCCACCCUAUGCACUCACAUUCACGGAAAGACACCUGCAGGACGCAGUGCGGGCGGACGCUGCAGCACAGUUAUGCAUUCCAUCUUGAAUACACAUACGCGUGUGUGUGCGUGCGUGCGGCAGACGAGGGUAGGGAGAUGGAGCCGUUGUGCGAGGCGUGCCGGAGGGACCUUGGCAGGUGGUCCGUGUCGGGUCAAGCAAAACCCACGGGACGGUCCCCACGAUGCUGCCUGCGGUGCGGGAAGACGCUUACAGGCGUAACGUCACGCAACAACAACGACAACGACGUUCCACGGAUGAGGACAUUGGCACCGAAGGAGCCGUGCGUCGUUCGAUCGGAAACGGCGAAGGCUUCCAGGCCCGCGCGCAGGCCGGUGGUGCGCGGCGAACGGCAGAGGCGGCACGUGUGCGGCGAGUGCGGCAAGGGCUUCCCGUACCGCUGCCUGCUGAGGACGCACUCGGGGAUCCACACGGGCGAGUGGCCGUACGCGUGCGGCGAGUGCGGCAAGGGCUUCCCGCAGCGCUCCCACCUGGAGACGCACGCGCGCAUCCACACGGGCGAAAGGCCGCACGCCUGCGCCGAGUGUGGCAAGGGCUUCAGGCAGCGCUCGGACCUAAAGAUCCACCUGGUGACGCACACGGGCGAGCGGCCGCACGCCUGCGGCGUCUGCGGCAAGGCCUUCUCUCAGCGCUCAAACCUCAGGAUCCACGCGGCUACGCACACGGGUGAGAGGCCGCACGUCUGCGCCGAGUGCGGCAAGGCCUUCUCGCAGCGCUACAACCUGGAGAGGCACGCGCGGAUCCACACGGGGGAGAGGCCGCACGUCUGCACGCGGUGCGGCAAGGGGUUCUCGCAGAUCGACACCCUCAAGAGGCACGCGAGGACGCACGCCGGCGAGCAGAAGCCUUGAGGUCGAAGGAAUUUGCGCUUGGUCAGAAAGUGGGGAGGGAUUUGCCGAUCGGAUGAGCACUGAUACGGCGGGGAGGCAUCGUGAGUCGGAGGCCAGACGGCCCGGAUCCUGGGUCCGAAUCCAGGUCUCAGUUGCUUGUUGAGUAAACCGAGUUCUCGAGUGUGGUGAGCUAAUGGUCUCAUCUCGGUCACCAGUGACUUGCACAGACAAAUAGACUCCCCCACAGGUCCAUAAACCUCACACAGAGACGCACCAGAGACCUAUUGGCCGAAACAGACUGAGCUGUGGUUAAACCGAGUGUCAAACGUGCAGCGAGUCGAUCAUCUGAGCCCGGUCACCGAUGACUCCAGAAAAAACAAAUCCCUGAGCGGAUUCAAUUUCGUUCUGCGCUGACUUUGGCCGAAUCGCAGCUCCGGGAAUUAAAAAAAAAUCGAAUCUUUGCACUUACACAACAUGGCUUAAUAUUCAAAGCACCUCGCAUCGCACCUCAGACUCAAACAUUCCCAGUGCACCCCCAGUGGCAGCACACACGGUGUACAACACAGCAACGGUCUGCAAGUGUGGAAACUCGCUUUUGAAUGACACCCAGCGGAAUGCAUUUAUGAUUUUCAGACUAAUGAGAAAAAAAUCUGAAAACAUCGUAGCCGCCCUGGGUUUUUUGGCACGAUCCACUUUGGGGGUAUAACAAAAACGCUGGUCACCCCACCCUUGACGGAGGGGGCUCAUGCCCAAGAACAAUCUGUUAUGGAUGCUUCGGAUGCUUUGGGAUCAUGUAGUGUAUAGAGUUUACCUUCACCACACUGCUCAAGUGUGCCUGGGGUCAAGGGCCAGCAACCCUUGAACCUGACUGUCAAUUACUACAAGAAACAAAGCCAAGCCUCAAAGGAUGGACCAAAACGGAAACGACAUGCGCCUGCCCACCAACCACGGGACAAGGAACUGCGAAUCAUUGAGAUCAACAUCCGUGGCCUGAGAUCCAAUAUCGGAGAACUCGCCAACUUGUGCAAUGAAAAUGAGAACCUAUAAUUGUCAUCGUGGUGGAAACGUUCCUGGAUCCAACUGUUCAAGACGGAGGGGACUGCAUUGUGAUACCCGGUUACACCACGUGCAGCCGAAGAGAUAGACCUGCCUCAUCUGGAGGGGGCAUUGCAGUGUACUGCCUAAAGGGAAUUGCCAUCCGUCAUGACUCCCAAAGAGAUCCACCAGACAUAGAACUUAAGUGGCUCACAGUCACCUUACGUUCCCGGAAGCUACUCAUGCGAGCUGUGUACAGACCACCAAAUGCUUAACAAUCACAUUUUUGACCACUUGGACACUGAAACGCUGUCAAAAUGACAGUUCGAUGGACGUUCCAUCAUCCUGGUGGGAGACUUCAAUGUCCAUCAUGAAGACUGGAAAGGUAGCAGAAUAGCUUGCAAGUUCCUUUGGCCUCCAGCAGAUUGUUGAAUUUCCAACAAGAGGUGAGUAAAUCCUGGACCAUGCCAUAUGACUGACCUUCCUGCCAUAUCGACAACGCUUGCCAACCUUGGUACCUCAGACCAUAACACGGUCCUUGUAAAGCUUUAUGCCCCUGCGUACACAGACAAGCCCUACAAUAGGAGAGUGUGGCAAUACAACAAAGCCAAUUACUGGGGAACGAGAGGCUUCAGCGCAUCUACAGACUGGUCAAGAGUCUUCUCGGAGAGUGACUCUAAGAAGACGUGUGGCCAGGUCACUAUACAUCAUCAGCGAUGCUAUGGAGCUGCUAUACAUCCCCGGCAAAAAUGUCACCAAAAAGCCUGGAGAUGAGGCAUGGUGUGACGAGAAGUGUGGGAGAGCCACGAGGAAGAAGAGACGCCUCUUCCACCAGCUCAAGAAAAACGUUGCCGUCAACAAGCUGAAAUGUUCCCAUGCAAGACACUCCUACAGCCAGGCUGAGAAGAAGGCCAGAUGGAACUACAACAUCAAACUCAAGAAGGAUCUUAUUGCUGAAACCUUGACCAGUGAGAAAUGCUGGAGACUCGUCAACUCCCUCUCUGGAAGAGCUGCAACCUCUGACAUCCAUAUCAUUGUGCACAAUGAUGUUGCCCAUAUCACGGCACGGGAUAAAGCGGAAAUGUUCUGUGAGACUUUUGCAAAGGUGCAAAAGAACCGGCCCCAUACAUUGAACCAAGCACCACCUGCUCAAAUGAGAAGAUCACCUUCAAGCCCAAAGACAUCAACAGGCUCCUAAAGCAACUCAAGCCCGACAAAGCCACCGGCCCAGAUCUAAUCCCCACCAGAGUUUUCAAGCAAUGCAGUGCUGAACUUCCAAGCCCUCUGUGUCACCUCUUCCACUGCUGCUUCUCGAGUGGAGUAUUCCCAAACCAAUGGAAGCUGGCCUCAGUAACCCCAAAUGCAAAAGGACUCCAAAGCCGACCCAUCAAAGUAUCAUCCCCCAUAUCCCUGCUCGGUAUCAUUAGCAAGAUUAUGGAGACAGCCAUGAACAAACAAUUUAAAAGGUACAUGCUCAAUGACAACCUGAUCUCCUGCAGGAAGUUUGGAUUCAGACCAGGUCACAUCACAGCGGAUCUUCUGAACAAUCCUCUCUCGGAGGUGGAACACCUCGCUGGACAAGGGGGAAGAAGGCUGUGUCAUAGCUCUGGACACCAAAGGAGCCUUUGACAAAGUGUGGCACAACGGCCUAUCUGCCAAACUCUGCUCCGAGGAGGUAUCUGGACAGCUUCUGACAUGGCUGCAGAGCCACCUCUCCAACAGAUCCAUCAGAGUUGUAGUGUCUGGCCAGGCCUCAGAACUUUCUCCCAUCCAUGCCUCUUUACCACAAGGAUCAAUUUUCGGUCCACUCCACUUCCCCACCUUCGUUGACGACCUGGUCGAUGUCUGCGAGAACCAGCUGUACCUCUUCGCUGACGACUCAACCCUCCGCGCUCGAAUAAGAUCACCUGCUGAAAGCAAUGCAUUGGCAGCUAGCCUGAACGGAGAUCUUCGUCAAAUGAACACCUGGGCAAAAAAAUGGAAGAUCACCUUUGAGCCAUCAAAGUGCCAGACCAUGGCACUGUCUUGGAAAAUAAUUCCAUCCAAUCUGGAUCUGCAUUUUGAUGACUGACAGGUAGCAUCAACCGACCGAGCUCGGAGAUCCAUCCUCGGUGUUACCGUUGACAGCAAGCCGACAUGGGUCAAAAAACACGUCACCAACAUCUCCAUCAGAGCAGGACAGAAACUGCGUGCACUGAGAAAGGUGGCCAACAGACUUGACACAGAGGGCCGAGCCACAGACUACAAAGCUCCAGUCCGCAGUGUCAUGGAGUGUGCCUCUUUGUGCUGCGUGGACGCUCCGCCGACUCAACUCGAAGCGUCUAGACAGCAUCCAGGAGCAGGUGGUGAACUUAAUUGGCGUCGAUGAAGCCACCGCCAGCGCGCGACUCGCCACCCGCAGCCUGCAUCACCGUCGACGAGUUGCCGCCGUCACAGCCCGCUGUACACAACGCGCUCCAACCACUGCUAUGAAGACCUGCAGGCCAAGCAGACACAACCCUGCCAAGCCACGCCCUUGCCCCUCCCUUGCCCCUCCCCUCCACCAGUUGCCAGAACGUGCUCCCUGGGCAGAAGCGCCCUCUGUUGUCCGGAUAUGGAACUGCCUCCCUGAACAAAUUGUCGCCAAAAUCACCGAUUCUGGUCUUCAGGCCUUCAAAUGCCCGAGUACAUGGACAGCUCAAAGACUAGGCCUCGUGGGACUGAGUCUUUGAGCUGCAGUGAACCGAUUUGUUACGCCGAUUAGAUGUACUAAUGUCUUUGAUAUGGUUAUUGUUCACGAUUGCACCAAAAUAAAGUGUAAUGUAUGCUGAACUUCUUUCGCACCGUACAUCUCCAACCGUGCUCAUCGGAGGUGCGGGGGAAGGACAACAAACUAAACACAAAAAUCAGUUCUAAAGAAAUGAGUUUUUAAUCUGGAUCAUUUA